AGCCAUCAACCACAAACUCUUAACAGCACCAAAAUGGAAAUCAAAGGUCAGCUGAUAAGUUCUACCACCUUCAAUGCCCCAGCUGCCCUGUUCGGAGAGGUCACCUCCCAGGUGAAAUCAGAACGUCUGCGGGGGCUGCUUGACCGACAGCGGGCCCUGCAGGAGAUGCUGAGCCUGAAACUUCAGGAACUACGAAAAAUGUGUCUUCGGGAAGCGGAGCUAACUGGCCAACUGCCCCCUGAGUGCCCUUUGGAGCCUGGUGAACAACCUCAGUUGGUCCGACGGCGGCCCCCUGCAGCCCGCACAUACCCUCCAUCACACCCCAACCCAGCAUACCACUCCUUGUACCCUGCUGAGGAGCUGGCUCUUGAGGCCUUGGAGCGCGAGGUAUCAGUGCAGCAGCAGAUUGCAGCAGCUGCUCGCCGCCUGGCCCUGGCUCCUGAGCUGAGUGUUGAGCAGCGCCGGCGCAGGCGCCAGGUCCAGGCAGAUGCACUUCGGAGGCUGCACGAGCUGGAGGAGCAACUUGGGAAUGUCCGGGCCUGCCUUGGCCUUCCAGUGCUCCCACCACCCCAGCCACUGCCGCUGUCCACAGGAGCAGUUAUCACCACCCAGGGAGCCUGCCUGAGCACACGCUUUGUUCAACUAAGCCAAGAAGACGUAGUUCUGCAUUCAGAGAGCAGCUCCCUCUCAGAAUCUGGGGCCAGCCAUGAUAAUGAGGAACCUCGUAGCUGCUUCCCUCUGGCUGAACGGCUCUCACCACCCAAGGCCUGGGAUCAGGUUCGAGUAGUAUCUGGGGGCAGUCCUGAGCGGCGAGCCCCAUGGAAACCACUCCCAUCAGAUCUUUAUGUGGAUCUGAAGAGCCGGCGGAAUUCUGUGGCCAGCCCCACCAGCCCCACACGUUCACUACCCAGGAGUGCCUCCAGUUUUGAGGGACGAAGUGUGCCUGCCACUCCUGUCCUUACCCGGGGCACUGGCCCCCAGCUCUGCAAACCUGAAGGCCUCCAUUCUCGACAAUGGUCCAGCAGCCAGGACUCUCAGAUGGGCUUUCCCUGGACUGAAGACCCUGCCUCUGACCACGCCUCCCUCUUUGCAUCUCGCACCCGCCGCAGCAACAGCUCUGAGGCUUUGCUUGUGGACUGGGCCACUGAAGAGGGAGCUGGCUCCUCACCUGCCACUCUUCAUCCCGCUGCUGCUGGUCCCCCGGUCUGUAAGAGCAGUGAGGUGCUAUAUGAGCACCCACAGUUAGUCCUUGCAUUCUCCUCUCGCACAGCUGGUCCCUCGGAUCCUCCUCGGGCUGCCCGGCCCAGCUCAGCUGCCCCUGCCUCUCGUGGGGCCCCUAAGCACCCACCUGUGUGUGGGGACUUCCUCUUGGACUAUUCUCUGGAACAGGGCCUGCCCAGAGGUAAUGGUGGAGUAGGUUGGGGGGAGCUGGUAUCUGCAGCUGAGGUCCCAGGACCUCUCACCCGCCGGGAUGGGCCCCUCACCAUAUUCCCAAGCUCACCACCUAUGUAUGCAGCUGAUGGCAGCAGCCCUCUCCUUCACAGCAAGGACCCCCAUGUUCGUGCUACCCGCACCAAGCCCUGUGGCUUGGCCCCAGAGGCCUCUGAGGGCCCAGAGGUGCAUCCACCUCCUCUGCUAUGGAUGCACCCACCCACCCGUUUCCCCCUGCCUGUUGAGCGCAGCGGCCACAAGAACCUUGCAUUGGAGGGGCUGAGGGACUGGUAUAUCCGGAACUCAGGACUGGCUGCAGGGCCUCAGCGCCGGAAUGUGCUCCCUCACAUGGGCCCACCACACCAACCCUUCCUCCAUACCCGUUGCUAUGAGGUGGGCCAGGUGCUGUAUGGGACCCCCAGCCAGGCAUCACUCCCGCACUCAAGGAGUUUCACAGCGCCCCCUGUCUCCAACAGGUACUACACGGACUUCCUGUAUCCAUCGGAGCUGAGGACUCGUUUAAGUGACCUGACUUUAGAUGGGCAGCAGUCAUCCAGCUCUGACCCUCAGACACCAGGGACAUUGGUCUGA
Elephantulus edwardii (Cape elephant shrew) is the source of this 2022-nucleotide messenger RNA. RefSeq names its product coiled-coil domain containing 120 (gene CCDC120). NCBI's taxonomy places the organism in Eukaryota, Metazoa, Chordata, Mammalia, Macroscelidea, Macroscelididae. The transcript has 9 exons. The record is from RefSeq and is a predicted model, not a curated record. The coding region runs from base 34 to 2022 and encodes 662 amino acids.